Molecule: messenger RNA, 3400 nt
Organism: Canis lupus familiaris (dog)
Lineage: Eukaryota; Metazoa; Chordata; Mammalia; Carnivora; Canidae
Gene: TSNARE1
Product: t-SNARE domain containing 1
Exons: 13
Coding region: 308-2725 (805 amino acids)
Biological process (GO): vesicle-mediated transport
Cellular component (GO): nucleus; membrane
Source: RefSeq, a predicted model, not a curated record
CCCCCCGGGACGCGGGCGCGGGGGACCCACCUGAGGGCGCAUGCGCUCCGCCCUGAGGCCUCGGGUCCCACUUGUGGGGUGCACGGGGCGGCGGGGAGCCCUGCGCCCUCGAGGCCGCCGCGUCCGCUCUCUUCUGGCCUCGUCCGCGUUUGCACCCGUGCUGAGCGGCCGCGGAGCUUGCAGGUGACCCUACGUGCCCCGGCCCCGUGGGGGGCUCGCGGCCCCCUGCUCCCGGGCCCGGCUCCGUGUGCGCCGUCCAGCGUGGUCAGCUCUGUGGGAAGGCAGAGGCCCUGCUCUCUGUGAGAAGAUGUCCUACGGAUCCAUCGCUGGCAGUGGCGGCCUGGGGAGCCAUGGUCCUUUCGGGGGAUCUUCCAGACAAGGCUAUCAGCCCCUAGAGUGCGCUAAAUGUUGGACCGAGUACGGAAUCCGCCAUUUCCCCUGCCCGUCGCCAGAGAGCAGCCCACGGGACCCCUGUGUGGGCGAGGAUGGGGAAGGUGAUCUGGGGUCGGCGGGCACGCCCAGAGGCCCGAGGGCCAGGAAGCGAGGGCCAGGGGUCGCCGUCGAAGGCCGUGGGACGCCGGAGCCCGCCUCACCGCCUGCUGCCGGCCCGAGGAAGGACUCCGCCGGCGGGGCCCACAGCCGGCUGGCGGGGCCCGGUGCCACGCGUGCCAAGAAGAGGAAGCCCAACUUCUGCCCGCAGGAGACGGAGGUGCUGGUGUCCAAGGUCAGCAAGCACCACCAGCUGCUGUUCGGCAGCGGGCUGCUGAGGGCCGAGCCCGCCCGCAGGUACCGCGUGUGGAGCCGCAUCCUGCAGGCCGUGAAUGCCCUGGGCUACUGCCGCCGAGACGUCGGGGACCUCAAGCACAAGUGGCGGGACCUGCGCGCCGUGGUGCGGCGCAAGCUGGGUGACCUCCGCUGCGUGGGUCCUGGUCCCGGCGCACCCCCAGCCCUGGCCCUCACCCCUGUGGAGCGGGCUGUGGCCCAGACCUUCUCCUGCCGGGCCCCAUCCCCUGAGGGUGUCGACCCGGAGCCGCCCCGAGCCACGCAGGCGGACCCAAGUGACCUCCAGGAGCUGUUCCAGCAGACGUCAGCCAGCGUCUUCCAAAUCAAUUCCAGCGUGAGCUCCUUGGAGCAGAGCCUCCGGUCCUUGGGGACACCGAGUGACACGCAGGAGCUGAGGGAGAGCCUGCACGCGGCGCAGCAGGAGACCAACAAGACCGUCGCGGCCAGCACCGGCGCCGUGAAGCAGAUGACGGAGCUCCUGCGGGGCUGCUCCCGGCAGGAGUGUCUGCAGCUGGACCGCCUGAAAACCCAGCUCUCAGAUGCCAUUCAGCGCUAUGGCGUGGUACAGAAGAAAAUUGCAGAAAAGUCCAGAGCACUGCUUCCCACGGCCCAGCGGGGUGGCAAACAGCAGCAGAGUCCCCGGGGCCCUUUUGCUGAGCUGCCUGAUGAUGAGAAGAUCUUUAAUGGGGGUGACGGCAUGUGGCAGGGCCAGGAGCAGGCGCUGCUCCCGGAGAUCACCGAGGAGGACCUGGAGGCCAUUCGGCUGCGUGAGGAGGCCAUCCUGCAGAUUGAGAGUGACUUGUUGGAUGUAAACCAGAUCAUCAAGGACUUGGCCUCCAUGGUGUCAGAGCAAGGCGAUGCCAUCGCCUCCGGUGCCUUUCCAGGGUCCAGCAGCAGCAAGGCCCCGUGCCGGCCGAGCUCCAGCCCAGAGCCAGCCGUGGCGGCCCUGCUGCCCGGGCUGGGCUGUGCGCCCCCGCGGCCAGGCCCCCACUGCCGCACCAAGACGCGCAAGCCCAACUUCAGCCCCCAGGAGACGGAGGUGCUGGUGCAGAGGGUGACACGCCACUACCCGCUGCUGUUCGGGGCGCUGCGGGGCACGCCCUCCCGGAAGCACCGCGUGUGGAACAAGAUCCUGCAGGCGGUGAACGCGCUGGGCUACUGCCGGAGGGACCUGGGUGACCUCAAGCACAAGUGGCGGGACCUGCGUGGGGCCGUGCGCAAGAAACUGGCGGAGCGCCCACGGGCCCCCGGCCUCGUCCUUACCCCUGUGGAGCGCAUGGUGGCCGAGACCUUCUCAGCCCCAGCACCCCUAGGCGAGGGCCGGGCCGCCGAGCCCCUGCCAACGGACGAGGAGGAUGAGGCCCCCAGCUGCCUGUGGCUACCCCUGCGGACCCUGGAUGGGCCGAGCCUGCCUGAACCCGACCCCCUGGACCUCCGAGGAACUAUCGCUGCACCUACCUCCUCACCCUCCCCACCGGCCUCCCCAGCCUCCCCAGCCUCAGCGCCACCUGCGGCUGCGUUCCCGGGGGCCCUUGGGCCCUCCCCGCCCUCCGCUGCACCAGCCCCGCCCCCUGGGAGGCCCGCAGGGGAGGCCACCGAGUUUGAACAGCGGCUGCUGGACUCCCAUCGGCGACAGGGUGCCCUGCUCUCCCACUGGUCCCAGCAGCAGAGUGCACUGAUGGCUCAGCAGAACCUGCUGCUGCAGAGGCUGGCAGAGCAGAGCCAGCGGCUGGCUGACGGCGUGGAGGCCCUCAACCGGACCCUCGAGAAGCUGGUGGGGGCCUGCCCGGCACAGGGAACCUCGCCCACGGCCCCGGAGGGCACCCUGCCUGGCGGAGCGGCCCGUGGGUCCACCAGAGGCUCCCAGGACAGCCCCCAGGGCUCCCACCCAGGCCUGGAGGUCUUCUCAGGGAUGAUCCUCAAGGUGGAGGACGAGGUCUAGGGUCUGGCCCCCAGAAGGCCGCACACAGUGGGGACUCCAGCCCUUCUGAGAGCUGGGCCCAGGGACAGCCGGGCAGGGCUAGAGCCUCGACAGAACCAGUGAGGACAAAGGACACUCAUGACGUUGUCCCUGGGGCUCAACGAUGUGCCAGGAAAGGCCUCGGAGCCAAUCUGCAGGUCCUGGGCAGAGGUCUGCUCAGGGACCUCAUGGCUGGAGGGGGCAGAGGGGCACGAGUGGAGCCCCUGCUGCCAUCCUGCGUGCUCACCAGCUGUAGUGAGCCCCUUGGAGGACAGGGCCGGCACCUCCCUGCAGCCACAGGGCCGCUAGAGCGUCCCCAGACCUGGAAGGGUGGCUCAGCUGGGUGUCACGAAGGCCCCCGGGGACCCGGAGUGCCCACCGGAAGCCUUCUCCUCCUGGAUGUGUGGACUCUGCGGGCUGGGUCCUGCACUUUUCUUCAUUCUGCCAAGGGAACCACGUCCUGCAGGCCUGGAGUCCUUUCUGCCCAGUUAGAGCUGUGGCUUGAUAGACACGCAUAUGCGUAUGUGUUACUGGGUACUGUAUGGGGUGGGGUGCUGUUUUGUACCUACUGAUUUUUCCUGCAAAAAAGUAUUUUUCCUAUAUAAGCAUAAAAUAAUGAAAAAGGCAGUAAAGGUAGUGAUGAUGCUCACCAACAAA